AUGACAGAAGUAUUCAAAACAGGAUUUAACACGGUCGGACGUUCGAAAUGGAAAAUGAUGGCAGAGAAAAAUGUCGGUUACAAUUUGAUGACAAAAAACGGGAUUUGUCUAUUUUUCAUUCUCACGAUCUGUGGUUCCUCUGUGGUUUCGGGUUGGGAAGAAGGUGAUGACGCCGUGAAUGUUAUUUCCGUCGAAAACAUGGAUGCAUUACUCGGUAGCAGCACCAGUUUAAACGAAACCGAACCUGAAUCCGAACCCAGAUCCAGAAGAAUGGCUAAUCCGAUUCAAAAAUUAUUUCCAAUCGGUUCCAGCAAACCCGAAGAAGACGAUUUGUGUUCUACAAUAGUUCAUUGCGAGUGCCUUAAAACUGCUGGAAAAGAUCAUCAAAUAAUUUCUUGUAAUUUUCAUAACGACGAGAAGAUGAAAGGAAUCAUACGUAACAACCUUAAAAAAAGAAUGCAAGAGGAGGGGUAA
Messenger RNA from Pediculus humanus corporis (human body louse), 474 nucleotides. RefSeq lists its product as uncharacterized. The record is from RefSeq and is a predicted model, not a curated record. NCBI's taxonomy places the organism in Eukaryota, Metazoa, Arthropoda, Insecta, Psocodea, Pediculidae. The transcript is spliced from 3 exons. The coding region runs from base 1 to 474 and encodes 157 amino acids.